Molecule: messenger RNA, 1477 nt
Organism: Lindgomyces ingoldianus
Lineage: Eukaryota; Fungi; Ascomycota; Dothideomycetes; Pleosporales; Lindgomycetaceae
Exons: 4
Coding region: 106-1092 (328 amino acids)
Source: RefSeq, a predicted model, not a curated record
UUGUUCUCUUCUGCUCAAUAUUAUUCUGCGCUCUCUCCUUGGUGGGAGCCCGGCGCUCAAGUCUUUCGUUCCUGUUGAAGUGUGGAGUCACCAUAGCUAAUCAUAAUGACUUGGUUCGGCAAUUUGGACUUGGCUUACAAGUACACCAUCGUAUUUCUGUCAUUACUUGUCUUUACCAUUGCAGCUGGAGUGAUCAAGGUGCUCUACGAUCGCAGGCAACUGAAGAACUUCACAAAGAAUCAAGAAAAUGUGGAGGCCGGAAAGAGAGAUGAACAGAUGGAGUUGAAUCAACGGGAGAAGGAUGAGGGCGACCUGUUCGGUAUUCGAGCCAUCGAAGCAGGCUUCUACGCUGGCAUUCCCCAAUCGCGUCCCGGAUCAUCAGCAGGAUCAAUUGUUGGGGCGCCUUCGAUGAGCUCCAAUACGCUGAUUGGUAGCUUGGCCUCUCCUAAGAUUCAGUCGCACUCUGUAUCAAGCAGUGUGACCAGUCUCCCGCUUGCCCAUACGGCAGACCGCGCCCGUGACUCCCAAACGCUACCUACAUCUAACUCGCCACCGCGGAGAAAGUCGCCGCCCACCAUCAAGCUACGUCCGUCAGAAGCAGAGAUGAACGGAAGAAUCAACCACAGUGCUUCUGUUAACAUGAACUUGAUGGUACCGCCGUCGCCAGUCCUUGCUCGACCGCCACAAUCUCCUCAUUUUGCUGGAUCUGACGACGAAUCAAGCGAUGGAAAUGCCUCUCCACGAUCUCUAUCGCCCCACUCAGCCAACUUCAAGCCUGAUCAUUACUCUCCAGUUCCCCCACAAACCCCGAUGCAUGAGGGGCUUCGUGCCUCCGUCCACCAUCCAGAGGUCACUGCAAAAUCCCAGGCAGCAUCCUUCAACGAAUCAUCACCAGGACAUUCCCCCGGCCACAGUGCUCCCCCAUCACCCGGCCAUACGUCAGAAACUAAUGUGCCCACGAUGCCAGCCAAGGUCUACAGAGAGGAGCCUCGCUCUCUCUUCCCUGCUUACUCUGACCGGCGAGAUUCCCUCCCAAGGAACAGCGCUGGACAGGCAGGAGCUGGGCAAGCCAGUAGCCCCCAAAAAACCUGAGCGGUCAUCAUCUCCCGUACGGCUCCAGCCACAAACUUACCAACCGACCCAUCAACGGGAUAUGAGUGACGCAAGCAGUGUGUAUAGUGAGAAGGGAGUGAAUUCGCACCAGCAUAAGCGGUCCAACUCGACUACGUCUACCUUCUCCUACAACUAUUCCUUCCCUGAAAGCUCGAGUCGAAAUUCGAUCGCAGCACCUAUACCACCUAAAGAUCCGCGUCGUCGCAGCGCCUCGAGUUCGCUUCAGGCACCGGGGUCGUCACAAAGCAACCAGACGACCAAUGACCCACGGUUUAGCGAGUUCUACGAUGCGUAUUAUCGCCAUUCGCAAUUCGGCGUCGCGCAGAAGACUGAAGCGCCAAAGAGACCGAAUCAACUAAAUCUA